Solea senegalensis (Senegalese sole) is the source of this 2117-nucleotide messenger RNA. RefSeq names its product schwannomin-interacting protein 1-like. The record is from RefSeq and is a predicted model, not a curated record. The coding region runs from base 539 to 1795 and encodes 418 amino acids. Gene Ontology annotation, biological process: positive regulation of hippo signaling. Gene Ontology annotation, cellular component: cell junction; plasma membrane. NCBI's taxonomy places the organism in Eukaryota, Metazoa, Chordata, Actinopteri, Pleuronectiformes, Soleidae. The transcript has 5 exons.
ACAGACAGACACACAGACAGACAGACACAGAACACCGGAGCCGCCACGAACUCGCCACCAACGUUUUUGCGCGCAGUUACGGGUGUGAAGAGCCGAACGUUAACGACUGUUCCCGGUUGUGUCAAACCUCCGAAACCUGCGCAAGCCUGAACAUCAUGAUGGGACGCACUUCUCUCAGAGACUAUUUCUUUUCCAGCUGACGUGGGAGCGAGCGCAGGCUGAACACACUGCUCGGGCAUUUCUCUCCGUGUGCCGGUGAGGGGGAGAAGACGAGAGACGCGCCGCGCGCUGACCCGCUGGGAUUUUACACCAUCCCUGUUAUUUUCUUAUUUAAUCCAUCAAGACUCCUCUGUGGACACGGAGAGCGAUGAAUCUACUGAAUUACCCGCCGGCUCUGUGUCAUUUCACCAACGAACCAGCGACCACCACCCGUCCUUAGAAUAAAGCUGCUGUGGAACAAGUCGGCACCGUCACCGGCGUCUAACAGCUGGGAUUUACACUUUACUAUGUCUUGAGACGCGGAGUGGAAGCUACACAGAUGAUGGCAGACUACCGGGAGGAUGGCAUGGACUUGGGGAGCGAUGCAUCCAGUCGCUCCAGCUCAGAGUCCAACUCCAACAAGGUUACACCUUGCUCCCCCACUCUUGACCUGGCCACUUUGGAGGACUACAAAUCCUCCCCCUCUCUGGACCUGGUCACCUUAGAGGACUAUGAGGAGGACGAGGACUACCAAGAGUACAAGAAGAAGGUGAUUGAGGAGUGGGAGAGUGAGUAUGGAGAGGACUGCACCUCGCCACAACCUCCUAGUCAGGAGGAAGGUGACGGAGGCACAGAGGGUGUUGACGGCCUUGGGAAAGGCUACAGGAAGACAGUGAACAGUCGCAGCCUCGCUGAAGAAUUCCAGGAUGUGAAGACUGUCCCGCCUAUCCCGGCUCCUGGUGGACACACUGCCACCUCAGUCGCAGUUGUUCCAGAGGAACUGAAACAGAAUGGCAAUCUGAUUUUGCCUCGGAGCAACCCACUCCAUUCCCCGGGUACACCACAGGGGGGCACAGGGACUCCCAAGCCCAGCCACCACCGCUCCAGUCAAGGCAGAGGGAGCCGCAGCAGUGGCUGGGGUGGUGGUGGAGGAGGCGGAGGAGGAACAGGGGUACGGAUGGGAGGAUAUAGAGAAGAAGAAGGUAUGGAGGAAGAGCCUCUGCCUACCAUGGACUGGGCAGCCCUAGAGAGACACCUGGCCGGGCUGCAGUGCAGAGAGCAGGAGAAUCAGAACCUCAACCACAACCAGAACCACAACAUAGGCAAGACCCACUACACCUCAGCCCAGAAGAAUGAGAGGGAGUCUAUCAGGCAGAAGUUGGCCCUGGGCAGUUUCUUUGAUGAUGGGCCAGGCAUCUACACCAGCUGCAGCAAAAGCGGAAAACCCAGCCUGUCCUCACGGCUGCAGAGUGGGAUGAACCUACAGAUUUGUUUUGUCAACGACAGCGGCAGCGAUAAGGACAGCGAUGCAGAUGACAGCAAGACAGAGACCAGUCUGGACACACCUCUGUCUCCCAUGUCCAAGCAGAGCUCGUCCUACUCGGACAGGGACACCACAGAGGAUGACUCGGAGUCUCUGGAGGACAUGGACUUCCUGAGUCGACAGAAGAAGCUGCAGGCGGAGGCGAAGCUGGCCCUGGCGAUGGCCAAGCCCAUGGCCAAGAUGCAGGUGGAAGUGGAAAAGCAGAAUCGUAAAAAGUCACCUGUGGCCGACCUGGUGAGUAUCAGAAAUCAGUCACAUCCAAAAACAAUUUAGAAGAAAUGAUGUGAAACUGUUUCGUCUUUGUCGUGUUCUAUGAUUUUAUUUCAACUGCUGAGAUAAGCAGACACAUAUAACACAAAACUGACACCAAGACAUGCACUCCUAUUUAAAAUGUACACGAGUUAAAGGUUUUUUGAUUUUUGAAUUAUUAUUAGAUUCAGCCAUUUAUCAGGAAAAUUCUGGAAUCGAUGUGUAACGCACCUAAUGUUUCUCACAUUAAUUAAAGGGCAACAAAAGUCGGUCACACCAACAAAAAAACUGCAAAACAAAGUGACUGUGGAUCAAUUACCUACCAAUGAAGUGAGGUAAAUAAAUA